AUGAGCCUCUGGAGGAACUGGAUGCUCCUCACCUGGGUGCUGCUUCCAGGUAAGGAAAAGAGAAAGAUGGUAGUGAGGGCACAAGUACUGAAUUACAAAAAAAGACUUCAUAAAGGGAUGUGAGCUGUGUGUGGCAAGAGAGGGUAGGAUCAGAGGAAGGGAGGGCACGGCUUCUCUGCAGUUCCAGUCAAUGCACGCUCCCAUAGUUGAAGAAUGCUAUCCCCAGAUUCCUUAGGAAGAGAGUUUGCCCAUGUGUACAUAAUGUUCAAUGUUCCUGAAGAGCUACCCCACUGCUUACUGAUUUGCCCAAUCUAUGAGGACUUAAGAGCAGACUUGUUCCAAUAUUUAAACCUCUCAGUUGAGAGAUGGAUUUGGUACCUUUUUAUUAGGGCCCAUGCUUGCACAGAUGUGAACAGCGCUCACUUCCACAAUGGGCCCCUGACCCUAAAGUGUGCUACAGUGUUGGUGCAUUGUUUCCCAACCCCAGAUUGUUGCUGUAUAUGUACUUGGUUGGUCAGUGGCUAUUUCAUAUGGCUGUGGUUUGCCAUCAUGUUAUCCGUUCGGAGAGUCACUCCCUCCCCGCAUCCCUCCCAGAUCUGACCAUGCUUCAAAAGGGAGUUAGAAUUCAGUGGCAGGGUCUUUGAAGCUGAAAAAGCGGCUCUUGGUGCUGGGAAUGUGGUCUGUAUGGAUGCAGUAACCUAUGAAUCAACAAGCGACAUGGGGUGUGUGUAAUUUUAUAUUUUUCCAUGAUACUAGUUGGAGAGCUAAUACCUCACUCCAGGUUUAUUCUGCUUUUCAGGUUGCAUGUCUGAUCUGACUGGUCCUAAAGCACUGAGUGGAUUUUUGGGCAGGUCACUCUCUGUGAGAUGCAGAUAUGAUGCUGGGUUUAGGAAAUAUGUAAAAUAUUGGUGCAAAGGAAGUUCAUGGAGCAGUUGUGAAAUAGUUGUUCGGACAACAGGAUCUGAAGAAGAAAGGACAGCUAGCAGACUUUUUAUCAAGGAUAAUCAUUCUCGUUUGGAAUUCACAGUCAGACUGGAGAACCUCACACAGGAAGAUGCUGGGAUUUACUGGUGUGGCAUAGAAAGAGCUGGCUCUGAUUAUGGAUUCCCUGUAAAUAUUACUGUUCUCCCAGGUGAGUCCUGUUUCCAAGUUAUACAGGAAACUCAAAAGAAGGAAUAAAUGUGACCUUGUGCACAUUAACCCCAAAGGUGCUUACUGCUGGGUAAGUGUACACAGACUUGCAAAGAUAAUGUCACCCCCCCCCAGGAUGUCACCGGGGCAGACCACACACCGUGCACCCCCUUCCGACACCACUAAGCAUGCCAGAACUGCCCCCCUCCCAGGUCCAGGCAGGCACUGAGAGUAAGAGAACAGAAAGCUCAGAGGCAGAAAGCACAGAUCAGCCAACGUAGGGAUGACAUAAUAGGAGAGAUGGAGGAGAUGGGGCUUUACUCAGAGCAACGCCAUUAUCCAAGAGGUGGCAUUAUGCAUCUCUCUCUGUGAAUAUUGAAUAAAUUACCUUGGUAGGAACUUCUUGUUUUCCCCCACUUCUGGCUGCCAGCAGUGAGGGAGGGGGAUUAGGUUCCCUGUAGCCUGACAACAGCAGCAACAUGGUGUCAACCUGAUUGACUCCAAUGAAUGAUUCUCUUUCUUUCCCCCAGAGACAUGGCGACUGACUGGUCCAGUUGAAGUGCAUGGAUAUGAAGGGAAAUCUCUCUCUCUGCGCUGCCAUUAUCAACAAACCUUUGACAAUAACACUAAGAGCUGGUGCAAAAUGAAAGAAGGCGUAUUUUUUUCUUCAUGCGAAAGUUUAAUAUCAUCAGAUGGAAAGGUGAACAUGGGCAGAGUCUCCCUCAGAGAGAAUAAGAAAGGGCACUACUUUCAAGUGACCAUGGACAGUUUGAAUCUGGAUGAUUCCGGUGUUUAUCACUGCGUUAUAGAACGUCUCUUGCGCAAUAUCAGACACAGGGUGAACGUGACAGUUAUUCCAGGUAAAUGCUGCUCCUCCUUCUCCUCCUCCUCUCCUUGUUUGUAAUGAUAGAAAUGCAGGAAUGAGGAAAGAAAAAAAAUCUCCAGUACAUCAAUUGUCUUCACAGCAAUUGUGAAAUACAGGAUCUGAAGAAGAAAGGACUGCUAGCAGACUUUUUAUCAAGGAUAAUCAUUCUCAUUUGGAAUUCAGAGUCAGACUGGAGAACCUCACACAGCAAGAUGCUGGGAUUUAGUGGUGUGGUAUAGAAAGAACUGACUCUGAUGUUGGUUUCCCUGUAAAUAAUACUGUUCUCCCAGGUGAGUCCCGUUUCCAAGCACCACAGGAAACUCAAAAGACGGAAUAAAUGUGAUCUUAUGCACAUUAACCCCAAAGGUGCUUACUGCUGGGUAAGUGUGCACAGACUUGCAAAGAUAAGGAGAGUUCCUUCUUAUAUACUUUAAAUAUAUAUAUAGGAAGUGAAUACAGUAUUGUGAUAAUUUUUCUCUUUCCAAAAGGAUAUUAUAUUGCCCGUUAAGCAGGUAAAUAAUGGUAAAUGAAACAAGGCUUGUUUUAUGUUGCUGCAUGAUGCUGGUGUAAAAUUCACAUUAGGGAAAACUAUGCUUGCAGAAUUGUCUCCUGUCACCGAUUCCCCUGUCAGCAAGUUCAAAAUCCCAAGGGACAUAAUAAAAUAAUGGGCGGCUUCCAACAGGGUAUACAAAAACACAGCAGCAGCAGCAGAAUAGAAUAUCACACAUUAAGAGUACCCUGAUAUAGGUCUGCCUUCAGAUGUUUACGGAAGAUCAUAUAAUUAUUUAUCUCCUUGACAUCUUACUGGAGGGUGUUCCACAGGGUGGGUGCCACUACUGAGAAGGCUCUCUACCUGCUUCCCUGUAACUGAACGUCUCACAAUGAGGAAACCCCCAGAGGGCCCUUGAAUCUAGACCUCAGUGUUUGGGCUGAACAAUGGGGGCAGAAACACUCCUUCAGGUAUACUGGGCCAAAGUCAUUAAGGGCUUUAAGCCAACACUUUGAAUUGUGCUCAGAAACACACUGGGAGCCAAUAUAGGUCUUGUCGCGCAGUGAAGUCAAAACACAGGGUCAAAAUUCACAGUAAAAAAAACCUUUACUGAAGCAAACAGACUUCUUUACAAACACUAUACCAACAAUAAUGGAAGAGAGCAAAAUAAAAAGAAGUAAAGAGCACACUGAGCCCAUGUAUUUAUCCUUCCUGGCUCCGUGUUACUUCCUGUAAUUGAAACAAUAUUUGUAUAAGAAAUGAGUCAGCUAGAAGAAUGAAUCUUCACUUUUCAGCAUUUUCCAGCACUUUACUGCUUCUGUUCUCAAAGGCCUUUGUCACAUGACAGGUCUUUCAGGAUAGAUGUUAUACAGUAUAGUCCCAGCAGCUGCUCCCAGUUACCAGUCUGGCAGCCACAUUCUGCAUUAAUUGUAGCUUCUGAGUCACCUUGAGCGCAUUGCAGUGGUCCAAGCUGGAGAUAACCAAAGAAUGCACCACUCUGGCAAGACAGUCUGCAGGCAGGUAGGGUCUCAGGCUCGCUUUUAUGAGCCAGAAUAGGCAAGGGUCGAGGAGACAGGUUUCACUCAUCCAGGCACACUGUCUACCUCCUCAGAGGUAAUCGGGUUGAAAUUGAUCUUAUACAACUUGACUAGACAGAGCGCUGAAACUCUCCCACCCCAGCCCUGCUACCACAGUGGCGCCUGCCUCUUUCUGAAUCUGGGUGAUUUUAUCUGCAAAAAGCUUUGCAAAAUCGUUGCAGGACAUUUUGGAGUCCUUCUUGGACCUCAGUGGCAAAGGUGGCUCUGUUAGACUACAAACCACCUAAGAGUCUCCUGGAACCACUUUCUGCAGAUGCCGUAGAGACAGUGAAAAGGGUCUUCUUUGCCAUCGCUAUUGCGAUUUGGUAGGCUCUGCAAUGAGCUCUAACCUAUGUUCAGUCCAAUUUAGGACAUGUUUUCCCCCACCGGCGCCCUAGUCCUCUCAGAGAUCGUUUCAUCGCCUUCAGCCCUUGGGAAAACCACAUGGUCAUCCCAGCUCCAUGCAAUCGAAGAGGGCACUUCAGAGUUAACAGUCUAAAACCCUGGUUAACUACACAUUCCAGUGGGUCACCAGAGUAUCAGCUGAGAGGCCAUCAGCAUGGGAUAAUAAUGUAUCUCCUACCCAGUGUUUUUUUUCUGGGGGGACGCAGGGGUACACAUACUCCUAAACAUUUUGUGAAUCUUUGUACAGUACUUUUAUCCAUUUAGCUACUGCAUUUAUUUCCCCCGAUUUGAACUUUAAAAUGGUGAUUUUCUUGAGUCAAAAUGAGAGUACCCCUAAACAUUUUUUAAGAGGGGGAAAAAGCACUGCACCUAUCACUCUUUUGAAGCCAUUUGGAUCCGUUAAGUGGCAGAGGCAGACCAUUCAAAUUGGUCUCACCUCCCUGCAGAUGGGAAGGGUUGCGGAGAAGUCUAGUUGUACCAGGAAGUGAUCUGACCACUGGCACUUGUUUUGUUUGACUGGAACUAUCCCUUAUUUGCCAGUCCCUCUUCACAUUUUCUGAAGUUCUUGGUCUCUUCAGUGUCUGAAGCUGUCCAUUUCUUCAUCUUUGUUCAGCUUCCUCCUCAGAUUCAGAAGAAACAACAACAAUUAGCUGGCAGUCAGAACCUGAUCUCUUUCUCAUAACUACCACACAAGAACAAACCACCAAACAAUCCUCCCCAGAUUCAUCCGUGGAUUCAGAAGAAACAACAGCAAUUAGCUGGCAGUCAGAACCUGAUCUCUUUCUCAUAACUACCACACAAGAACAAAUGACCAAACAAUCCUCCCCAGAUUCCUCCGUGGAUUCAGAAGAAACAACAGCAAUUAGCUGGCAGUCAGAACCUGAUCUCUUUCUCAUAACUACCAAACAAGAACGAACAAACAAACAAUCAGGCUUCAGCCCUAUUCCAACAGAGUAAGUAUUGAGAUUCCCUUUGUGUAAACAUGUGAUAUCACUGAUAUUUUGGCUCAGCAACCUCUAAAAGGUUUUCAUUCUGCCACCUCCUGGUGGCUAGCAAGGCCUGUUUUCCUUGUUUGUAAUUCAUUUUUUAAAUAAAGUUUUCAAUUAUACAGUUUCCACAAAUAAAACAGCCACCUAUAAAAUAAUACAUCGACUUCCCUUCUUCUCCUUCCGUGGGUCUUUGAAGUUUCCCAUUCUUACUGCCUAUUUUAUUCCAACCAACCAAUUUCUCCUCCUUUUCAUAUUACCUCAAUCAAAACCAGACUGUUGAAUUAAUCCUGCUUAGUGUUUUCACUUUCUUACAAUUAUAUGCAAAUACUCCACAAGAACUUUCCGUUCCUGUUUAUAAACUUGAUCAUCUUGUUCUCAGACCCUGCUGGUUAUGCCUUGUAACUCCGCACAUGCCAUCAUUUUUAGUUGCCAUUCCUCCUAGUUUUCCUAUCUUCCUGAAGUCGUGUCCCUGGGAGGAGGAGGCACUGCCACUACCAGCAAGGAGGGAGGCGGGUGCAGCCCCCAGAUGCCACCCUUGAGUGCCAUUUGAGUCGAUUCCCUCAGAAAGGCUCAUGGGAGCACCGGCUGUGGGGUGUUAAUCCACAAAGCUUCUAUAUUAGAGAAUGGUGGGAAAUAGUCCUGUUUUCUUCUAUCAGCAAUUAUAUGAUAUCUGCUCAGAGUGGCUGGGGCAACCCAGUCGAAUGGGUGGUGUAUUACAAUGGUUAUGAUUCUGUUUCAUUUACACAGAUACCUGAUUUAUGGGCUUUUCGCCUUGAAAACCCUUAUCUUCCUGGGUCUGGUCAUUGCAAUUAUCUGGAUGCAUAGAAGAUACAAUCAGAAGAGACCUUCAGCUGCCACACGGCAAGAAAAUGCUGCACAGUAA
Molecule: messenger RNA, 5839 nt
Organism: Podarcis lilfordi (Lilford's wall lizard)
Lineage: Eukaryota; Metazoa; Chordata; Lepidosauria; Squamata; Lacertidae
Source: the annotation of a GenBank genome assembly